Messenger RNA from Pseudo-nitzschia multistriata, 3463 nucleotides. NCBI's taxonomy places the organism in Eukaryota, Bacillariophyta, Bacillariophyceae, Bacillariales, Bacillariaceae. The record is from the annotation of a GenBank genome assembly.
AAUUAAAGACAGUGGAGCUACAUCUUUGUCGGAACGAUAAUAUUGAACGACUCUUCAACGUAAGAAAAACGGUGGCGAAAGGAAUCGGAACCACCAACAAAUUAUUCGACAAAGCAUUGCAAUAUUCUAAUUGCAAACAUAAUUGAGGAAAGCAGCAGUUCACAAAAUAUGAGUCCUUCAAACGGCGACUCCCCAUCCCGCCACCCCUUACGCCGCACCCAGGGUCUUGCGAGGAUACGGACAGUCCUGCUCCUCCGCAAGCGAAUCCGGACGAAAGCGACGACAAGACCGAUGGCGACAGUGGUCUGGCUUGCCACUACCACAACGCUGGUAAUCCUAGUCUGUUGCUGCCUCGAAAUAACGCUGGCGUUUGUAGUAGUGUCCCCGUCUGCCGCUUCCACAGCGAGGUCGACAACGACAAUAGCAACCACACCCGGGAUAGUUUGUUCUACAACCACGCCACCAUCCAUGUUGUUGAGCUCUUCGCGGCAUCUUUACCAAGACGGUACAAGAAAGAAGUGGCAGGCGUCUUUCACUUUGGAGGCUGUUGCUGGAGGAGGGAGUGGGGAACAUCAAAACAGCAACAAAGGAAAGAAUAAUCCAAAAGCAGAAAGGAACAACAAUAAUAAUGCCAACAAAAACAACAACAAUCGAUCCAACAGCAGAAAAAAGAACAGUAGCAAUAACAAGGAUAGUGGCAGUCCGAAGCAGAACAAAAAAGGCGGCAAAAAGAGCAACUUCAAGAGAACCAAAAAAGCAGCGGUAGUAGACUCUUCCAAACAAAAGAAACGAGAAAUCAUGGACCAGAUUAAAGCAAAGAUAAAGGAAGAGGGGGAGGAAAAGAAGAAAAAGCAGCAGCAKCAACAAAAUAGCAAGCAAAAACCGAAAUCAAAACAGCGACCCAAAAAUACGCAGCGACAAUCACAAAAAAAGAACCAGGGUCCUACCAAAAAGAUGACGCCAACCGCAAACAUAGAGCAAAAACUAAACGACGACGACUUUGAACCCAUCGACGACGCUUCGACGUCCUCUGCCACUGCAAACAAGGGAAAGAGACUCUUUAUGAAUCCCUUCGAGGCCGGAAAGUCUUUUCGAGAAACCCUCAGCAGCCUGUCAACGCUGGGCCGUGGUCUUCCCAAGGAAACCAAGCAGAAAUACUUUCUGGACGAUCGACUGCUGGACGGGGACGAAAACGUCUCGGACUUUCCGCUUUCCUCGACUCCAUCCUCGUCGUCGCCCAUCUUUGCCAAUCGGCUGCUCCGCGACUUUGCAGCGGCCGAGGCCCUCGAGCCAAGCACGUACGUUCCGGAGGUCCUGGUGGUUGGGGCGACGGGGGAAAUCGGGCGGCUGGUGGUGAGGCGCCUCCUGCUGGAGGGCCGGGGUCGUUUCCGUGUCCGGGUCCUGGUAAGGGACCUGUACUCGCAGACCCUCAACCUGCUGGGGACCGGUGUUUCCUACUGCCAGGGCGAUUUGUCCAACGUGGAAUCCCUGGAGUACGCACUGACGGACGUGGACAAGAUUGUCUGCGUGGCGGGGGCACCCAAGCCGGAUGAGUCGGACUUUCAGCGAAAGUUCCGUUGGUACCUGGAGGAGCAGGGAAUCGACUACGACGACGACAACGGUGGCGAUAGUGAUAGCGACGGCAACAAGGGCAGGGACGACCAGCAGAUGAACGACCGGGAAUGGGAACAACUGGCAAGCGUCCUCGAGGUUAGAUCCGAGCUGGCGGAACAGGUCGAUUGCAUCGGAAUGAAAAACCUUGUAUCGGCCUAUCAAAACGUCCGGCACACGGAUUAUGGGACCUCGCAGGCUGCCAAGCGGAGCCUCUUUAAGUUCUCGGAAAAAUCGGGCGACUUUGAUUUGUUUGCCCUGGACGACGGCGAAUCGACUCCCUCUGAUGGUGGCAAAGACGAAGGUUCGAACUAUUACCAACAAGACUACGACGACGAAGAAGAAGAAGAAAGAAACGACGACGACGACGACGACGACGACGACAAGUACGCCGACUACUAUGACGAAUACAAUGAAUACGACGAGGACUACUAUGACGAAAAUUAUGGCGUUGCGCUAGAAUCACGAAACGCUAAAGAUGCCAACGUUCUGAAAUCGGAGGUAAAGUGGCUACGCAACAAGUUCCACAACGGCGUCUUUGUUGGCAAAGUCCCCCGGGCGGACAUCUCGUCCGGCAAGGGGGGAGAGGCGGCGAUCAUCAGCAGCCGGCUCCGGGCCCGUGAGGACCCCGAUCGGGGCAUCGACAUGAGCAACUUUGCAGGCCUGAUCCUCCGGGUCGUCUCGGAUGGAAACAGGUACGAGGCUUUUGUGCGGACCGGUCUGUACGAGAGCGACGGCAUCGAGUACGUGUACGAGUUCGGCACCGACAGCAAGAUGCCCACGACGGAAAACAAAUCGAAGAGUCGAUUCAAGACGGUGCGGCUGGCCUUUGAAAACUUCAAACCCGUACAGCAGCGACGGAAAUCGAGCAGCAGUGAAGGCGAUAGUGAUGAGGAGGAAGAUGACUGGACCGUCCAGCCAUUCGUCGGAAACGAUGUCCAGUAUAUUGGAUUUCGGUUUCGUUCCUCCAGCAACAUGCAUGAAGAGGACGAAACAAGCAACCGAAUGAGGAAUAGCUUAGAUCGGCUGGGAGGCAAGAACAACAAUUCCCAGAGAUUUUCUAUGGCGCUCGCGUACAUCAAGGUGUACCGGUCACAGCCGGAACCAGAAUUCAUAUACCUCAGCGAUGCCCGCAUCCCGCCCGUCGUGUCCGACGGUAUGGUACACCAUGAUCGGAAAAUGCUUCUGACCAGUCACAAUGAGAUGUCCGACGAACGAAAUUCGAACGAGCCGCUAUCGUCCUCAAGCGAGAAGGACGCAACCAAAGCGUCAGUGAACACACUCUUUGACGAAAAGGACCUCCAGCGAAGAUCCAAGCUGGAGCGUUCCCCGGAAGAAACCUACUUCAAGUACCGAGGCGAAGAAAUACUCGUCAAAUCGGGCCUGUCCUACACCAUCGUACGGGUGGCGGGCUUCAACGAGCUUUCCACCUCGGAGGCUAGCACGAUCGAUCUCAUUGGUACCAGCGCACGCAGCGACAGCAAGGAAAACACCGAGAUUGUUCCAGUUUCCCGGGCCGAGGUGGCACAGGUUUGCGUGAGCGCGCUCCUGGAUCCGUCUGCCCUAAACAAGAUCGUCUACAUGACCAAGAAGAAGGUAGUCGGCAAAAACGUUCUCGACGAGGAAGACAUAUCGGCCAAGUUUGAGGGGAUUCCGAGUGACAUAGUUCUGUGAAUAAAUUGGGCUAGUGUUUUAUCUUACCGAAGGACAGUAACCAAGUACGUAAUCACUUCUACAAACUAACAUUUAUCGGUUAUUUUCGGGAUAACAAGACUAGGUAUUUUUAUGAUAGUAAUUGCUUUUCCAUAUUUAUACCUGACGCAAUUUCUCUAAAUAAUGGUGUGCAUUUCUC